AUGCAAGCUGGACAUCCUGUUACCUUCAAUAUUUUAAAAGAACGGCUUAGAGCUACCGGUACCGGAAGCGGAAAGGAUAGUUCGACGGGAUCGAAUCCUUUCAUUCAAACCCCCCAUGGGAAUCCUUCGUUUGUCCCUCAAAAAGUUGGAAAGGCGACAGCGGAUGCUCGUACUCCGAAGCCUCCGAAAGCUCCCGAAAAACCUUUGAUGCCCUACAUGAGGUAUUCCCGUAAGGUUUGGGAUGCCGUCAAAGCACAAAAUCCGGAUCUCAAUUGUGGGAAAUUGUACGAGAAAGCUUUAAAAAAUUACCACAAUUCUCCGGCUUAUUUAAAUUACAUAGCUGCGAAGAAUAAAGCGAGUCAAUCCAGUGAUGAAAAUAGGGAAACGCACGAUAGGCCGAGCAAUAAAAAUGCGGAUCGUAGGAUCGACAUUCAACCCGCUGAAGACGAUGAUGAUCAAGAUGAUGGAUUCUCCGUGAAACACGUUGCUUAUGCGAGAUACCUUCGUAAUCAUCGUCUCAUAAACGAAAUAUUCAGCGAUGCCGUCGUACCCGACGUGCGAUCCGUGGUCACGACGACGAGGAUACAAGUUUUAAAAAAACAAGUUCAGUCUUUGACGAUGCAUCAGAAAAAAUUAGAAGCCGAACUACAGCAAAUCGAAGAAAAAUUCGAAGCCAAAAAGAGGAAAUUCAUUGAGAGUAGCGAACAUUUUCAAGAAGAGCUUAAAAAGCACUGUCACAGAGCGGUCGACGAAGAAAUGUUUGAAAAAAUGGUCGAAAGACAAUAUGAAUUGUUGAGACGGGAAAGAUUGGGUAAAGCUGCUGAGCCCAACAACGCUCCAGAAAUUAGUCCGACUCCAGUGGCGACUCCGACUUCUGCUCCCGAAGAUAAUGCCCAAGCUCAAAGCGGAGAGUUUGAUGUAUUACACGGUCACGUACUAAUAACGAUAAUUUUAGUAAAUAUAGUGUCAUUAUUGUUUCGUUGCACUGCAGCCACAUCUGGUGAUUCUGAAGAAAAACCUGCUUCGACUCAAAAUCCUCCUCCUCCUCCACCACCUCCUUCUGUUCUAUCGCAAUCUGGUCCGCCAAGUGCUAUUAAUUUUGGAGGAGCCCCGCAAUAUUCAUCGGGACAGCCUGGACACUUUAUUUCUCAGCCAAAUCCUCCGCAACAUCCAUUACCAUCUCAAAAUUAUCCCCCGAUGGCAGCUCAACAGCAUCAACCGCCUCCGUCUUCACAAUCUCCUCUGCAGCAACCACCACCGAUGCCUCCGGUAUCUCAACCGCAACCUUCUGCACAAGGGUAUUAUCCCUCUUACGGUCCGGAAGCUCAACCUCCGCCUCAUGGACCUUACGGAUAUCCGCAAUAUCCACCAUAUCCCCGACCGCAACUUUAUCCCCCAUCGGAACAUCCCCCUGCAGUGCCAAAUGCAACUCCUGCGACCGCCAACGAGGAACAUUCUAUGAUGACUCACGGUCAUCCGCCUCCUAAUUCGGCCGUCGUCGUUCCUUCGGGACCUUUCGCACAACCUCCUCCACCUCCGAUUUCUUCCGGACAGCAUCAGGCUCAGAGUGCUCCGACGCCGGUACAACACUCUCAACCGCCGACGCCGACGCCGCCGCCGACUUCAUCUUCUCAGUCUCAGCCUUUGCCGAUGCCAUCAUCUCAACCGCCGCCGAUGCAACAACCUCCUCCUCCUCCGCAGCAUCAACAUCAACAAUCGCAACAACAAUCCGUCACUCAAACUUCGAACGAGAAAGGAUCGGAUAAAUCGAGUGAAUGA
Pediculus humanus corporis (human body louse) is the source of this 1779-nucleotide messenger RNA. RefSeq lists its product as uncharacterized. Bases 1 to 1779 code for a protein of 592 amino acids. Lineage: Eukaryota; Metazoa; Arthropoda; Insecta; Psocodea; Pediculidae. Gene Ontology annotation, molecular function: nucleosomal DNA binding; nuclear receptor binding. The record is from RefSeq and is a predicted model, not a curated record. The transcript has 9 exons. Gene Ontology annotation, cellular component: SWI/SNF complex. Gene Ontology annotation, biological process: negative regulation of DNA-templated transcription.